AUGGCAUCACACCAAAGGUCGAGGUCUCCAUCGACCCUUUCCGAGGGUGAGAUAGUUGAGACAGGCUCAGAGUUGAAGGCAACUGCGUCACAACCUCCUCUUAAUGGCACCAGCGUUGACCGUCCCCCCAGAGCUAGUACACCCUCUGCACCCAGAUCCCGAUCACCACGCCGACGCAGAUCAUGGACGAGGUCGCGAUCCCGAUCACUUUCUCGCUCACCGUAUCGGGAAAACAGAGACAGAGGUUAUAAGCGCAGGCGCGACGAUGAUUAUGAUGAGCACGAGAGUCGGAACGCCCGGUACGAACCCGCGCGCCGCUAUGGAUCCAGAUACGACGACAGACAAGACAGAGAGCUUUCAAACCGACACACCAAGGCGUACCACGAUUACGAUCGGGAAGAAACCUAUGGUGGCGGUCUGCGGUAUACGGAUGAUUACGACCCACGUCAAGAUAAGCGUCAGCGCACUCGUAACCGAUCUCCGUAUCGCGAUCCACGGAAACAGAAACAGUAUGAUGAGCCGGACUCGAAUGGGAAUUCAGCAGACCGCAAGCGACAAGGCCCUUCCUCUGGUCAGGUAGUGGGUGAAGGAAAGACCCCGGCUGGCUCUCGGGAUUCCAAGCUUGGUGCUGAAACACAAUCAAACCAGGUGCAGCAGGCUCUUCCCUCCCGUGUUCAUUUCGCUGAUGGUGUAAAGCCCCCUUCCGUGGAUGUUGCAGAGGAAUCGCAGCCUUCCGAGCCGGUCGACGAGACUGCUGCCUUGGAGGCACGUCGAAAACGCCGCGAAGCCAUCCAGGCGAAGUAUCGAAGCCAGGCGACACCCCUGCAUCUCAAAGCGCUGCACGCUGGCGAUGGCGAUACGGACUCGUCCACUCCUGGCACGGAGCCAACCAGUGCACAAGAUACGGCGGACUCCCCAUCCUUCUCACCAGCACAAACACCCAAUGAACAGACAGGACAAGGUUUUGCUGAUUUCCAAAUUGGAAAGGACACAGACCUGGUCAGCUCUAGUGUGUCAUUUGAGGGUAUGGAGAAAGAUGGACCUUCGGCUGCAGAUUAUGAUCCUACUAUGGACAUGAAAGAAGAACGAGAAAAACACAACGGUAGUCAAAGUGUGAAGGAGGAAGUAUCAUCCGCAGCAUACGAUGAGACGCAAACCGUGAAGCAGGAUGUUCUUAUCCCUGAUGCUCCGCCUCUUCAACCCCCAUAUAAAAAGGAUCCUUAUGAUAUGUUUGCAGAAGACGACGACGACGAUAUGUUCGCCGAGGAGAAAGAGGGGCAACCAACCCAUGCAUCGGCAAUGUCAGCCAUACCAGAAGCCAAGGAAUUGGACAUCAGCAUGAUGGAUAACUGGGAUGAUCCCGAAGGGUAUUACAACCUCCGCAUUGGUGAGUUGAUCAACGGCCGGUAUCAUGUCACACAAACCCUCGGUAAGGGCAUGUUUUCUUCUGUUGUCCGGGCCACCGACUCCACCACGGGAGCCCUCGUUGCGAUUAAGAUUAUCCGCCAGAAUGAUACAAUGCGCAAGGCCGGUAUGAAAGAGAUUGGGAUUUUGGAGCAGCUGCACGAAGCCGAUCCCGAAGACAAGAAGCAUAUCAUUAAAUUCGAACGCUAUUUCGAACACAAAGGCCACCUGUGCAUGGUGUUUGAAAAUCUGAGUAUGAACCUUCGAGAGGUACUCAAGAAAUUCGGACGCGAUGUUGGACUGAACCUGCGCGCGAUUCGGGCCUAUUCUCAGCAGAUCUUCCUUGGACUGAGUCUCCUUCGCAAGUGUAACAUUCUUCAUGCCGAUCUGAAGCCUGAUAAUCUCCUCGUGAACGAACAGCGCAAUGUGCUCAAGGUUUGUGAUCUCGGUUCCGCGUCCCAUGCUACGGACAAUGAAAUCACCCCGUAUCUGGUUAGUCGAUUCUACCGAGCCCCAGAGGUCAUUCUGGGAAUUCCGUACGACUACGCUAUAGAUGUGUGGUCCAUCGGCUGUACCCUUUUUGAGUUGUACACGGGAAAGAUUCUCUUUACUGGCCGAAACAACAACCAGAUGCUUAAGUCCAUCAUGGAAUGCCGAGGCAAAUACCCGCCUAAGGUUCUUCGUCGUGGGUCUCUGGCCCACCUGCACUUCGACGACAUGCUGAACUUCCACAGCAUGGAGGAAGACAAAAUCACGGGUCGGCCUGUUACUCGCAUCUUGGAUUUCAAAAAACCUACACGCGACUUGAAGAGCCGGUUGACGGGCAAGGGAACCCGUGGAAUGUUGGAUGCUGACGCGAAGGAGCUGACACUGUUCUUUGAUUUCUUGGAUCGGUGUCUGACCCUUAAUCCGGAAAAGCGGAUUACACCCGCCGAGGCGCUGAAACAUCCUUUUUUGAUGCGCAAGACAUAG
Messenger RNA from Penicillium odoratum, 2376 nucleotides. RefSeq names its product putative serine/threonine protein kinase (Prp4). Gene Ontology annotation, biological process: mRNA cis splicing, via spliceosome; peptidyl-threonine phosphorylation; peptidyl-serine phosphorylation. The transcript has 3 exons. Bases 1 to 2376 code for a protein of 791 amino acids. Gene Ontology annotation, molecular function: ATP binding; protein serine/threonine kinase activity. The record is from RefSeq and is a predicted model, not a curated record. NCBI's taxonomy places the organism in Eukaryota, Fungi, Ascomycota, Eurotiomycetes, Eurotiales, Aspergillaceae.